CAUAUAUAAAAUCCGAUUUCCAAACGGUCCUAGGGUUUUUGCGUUUCUCAGUCUCUCUCUCUAAGCCGUGGUUUCUCUCUCUAGGUUUUCUCUUCUAAGUUCAGUGAAAGCUAAGAAACGCCAUGACUGCUCAGACCCCAGAAGAGCUGCUCGCCGCUCAUCUUGAGCAGCAAAAGAUCGACUUUGAUGAGCCGAUAGUAGAGGAUGAUGAUGAUGAGGACGACGAAGAUGAUGAUGAUGAAGAUGAUGACAAGGAAGAACAUGCUGAAGGACAACAAGGUGGUGACCCGAACAGCAAGCUAAAGCAGAGUCGGAGUGAGAAGAAGAGUAGGAAAGCAAUGUUGAAGCUUGGGAUGAAACCAAUUCCUGGUGUGACUCGUGUGACUGUCAAGAAAAGCAAAAAUGUAAGCCUCAGCUCCUCUCUCUCUCUAUCUCUGAGUGUCUGGAAUAACCUUUUUCUUACCAAUCUUAUACAUCUUUGUGCCUUGGAGCACUUAUCCUCGCACCUGAGUUGUAGCCACAAAUUUGUGUGUGUGUGUGUGUGUGUGAGAGAGAGAGAGAGAGAGAGAGAUAGAAAACCAUAUUGA
Amborella trichopoda is the source of this 587-nucleotide messenger RNA. The record is from RefSeq and is a predicted model, not a curated record. Lineage: Eukaryota; Viridiplantae; Streptophyta; Magnoliopsida; Amborellales; Amborellaceae.